Molecule: messenger RNA, 2042 nt
Organism: Durio zibethinus
Lineage: Eukaryota; Viridiplantae; Streptophyta; Magnoliopsida; Malvales; Malvaceae
Product: aspartic proteinase 36-like
Biological process (GO): proteolysis
Molecular function (GO): aspartic-type endopeptidase activity
Source: RefSeq, a predicted model, not a curated record
CCAUGUCUUGCUCAAAACUGUUUGUCGUGUUGUGUUUCUUUAACCAAAACUCGUUCUUUCUAAGAUUUUGUCUUUAAAUUCUCUUGUUUUUUAGUAUUUUUUUUCCAAAGCCAAUUACCCUUCUUUUCACCUUCUUUGAUUUUCUUCUAAAUUUCCCGUCUUUAUUUUAGAGAGAAAUAAAGGAAAAUGGAUAGUGCUACAAAGUUUGUGUAAGAGAGAGGAAAUGGCGGCGGUUUUUCCCGCCUGUAUUAUGGUAAUGGUCUUGGUUUUGGAGGCUGCGGUGGUUAUGGAUGGUUUUCCAGCGACUUUGAAUCUGGAGAGAAGGAUUCCUCUGGCGAGUCAGGAACUCGACCUGAGUCGACUCAGAGAACGUGAUAGAGUCAGGCAUGGAAGGUUGCUGCAGUCCUCCGUUGGUGUCGUGGAUUUUUCUCUUCAAGGCACAUAUGAUCCGUUUCUUGUUGGGCUAUAUUAUACCCAAUUACAAUUAGGUUCUCCUCCGAGGGAUUUCUAUGUACAGAUUGAUACUGGAAGUGAUGUUUUAUGGAUAGGUUGCAAUUCCUGCAAUGGUUGUCCUCAAUCUAGUGGACUUAAAAUUCAACUUACUUUGUAUGAUCCUAAAAGCUCAUCAACAUCUUCAUUAGUCUCAUGUUCAGACAAGAGAUGUAAAGCAGGUGUUCAAACAUCAGAUUCUAGCUGUUCAGGUCAGAGCAAUCAAUGCAGUUAUUCAUUUCAGUAUGGUGAUGGUAGCGGAACAUCGGGAUAUUAUGUAUCGGAUUUGUUGCAUUUUGAUACAAUACUUGACGGAUCUAUGACUGCUAACUCUACAGCUCCUAUUAUGUUUGGGUGUAGUACGGUACAGACUGGAGACUUGACAAAGUCAGACAGAGCGGUUGAUGGAAUCUUUGGGUUUGGGCAACAGAGUUUGUCUGUAAUCUCACAACUUUCAUCGCAGGGAAUAACACCUAGAGUGUUUUCCCACUGCUUAAAAGGAAAUAAUGGUGGUGGAGGUAUACUUGUUUUUGGAGAGAUUUUGGAGCCGAAUAUGGUUUACACUCCACUUGUCCCAUCACAGCCUCACUAUAAUCUUAAUCUGCUGAGCAUUUCUGUUGGCGGAAAAGUUUUAUCAAUUAACCCGUCAGUGUUUUCAACAUCAAACAACCAAGGAACAAUAGUUGAUUCUGGAACAACUUUGGCAUACCUAGCUGAUGAAGCUUAUGAUGCUUUUGUCAACGCUAUCACAAACACUGUUUCCCAAACUGCGAGCCCUUAUGUUUCCAACGGAAAUCAAUGCUACCAGAUGACCUCCAGUAUCACUGACAUAUUCCCUCAAGUUAGUCUGAACUUUGCCGGUGCAUCCAUGAUUUUAAAUCCUCAGGACUAUCUUGUACAGCAGAAUUCUAAUGGUGGUGUUACAGUUUGGUGCAUUGGCUUUCAGAAAAUUCAGGGUCAAAAGAUAACAAUUUUAGGAGAUCUUGUUUUAAAAGACAAAAUCGUUGUUUAUGAUCUGGUAAAUCAACGGAUUGGAUGGACCAACUAUGACUGUUCAAUGUCAGUCAAUGUCACUGCAAAAGUUAACACAGGAACUGAAUUUGUCGAUGCGGGGCAAAUGAGCAACGAUGGUUCAUCACGGUAUCAAUCACCGAGCAUGAUAGCUUUACUUCUACGUAUAAUUGUGCUUGCCGGUCUUCUAUUUUCAUAGCAUAUACUGCAAGGGCUCUGGAAAUAACAUUCUUGAUUUCAUUGUAUAUUUUCUCACCUGUUUGUGAUUUAUAGCAAUCUGCAGAACCAUGAUUUAUUAUUUGAUUUGCAGCCAGCUUGUGGCUGGCUGCUCAGUGUGCAAUACAAUUGUAGGUUAUUUUCAUGGCACUGUUUUUCUUUCGAGUGUGUCUUCAUCAGCCAUGAAAAAUUACAGAUUUUAGGGGUUUGCUUUAUUGGCAGUGGUGUAAAUUACAUUCGUAUACAGGAUCAUUUUUUACAGCAAAUUUCAUUUAUACAAAACCUUCUUGUAUUUGUUACUUAGCUUUUACUUUUAAUCUCAUAUC